AUGUCACUCUUCAAAAGGAAGGGGGAGGAUAAGGACGCAGACUCGUUCCGGGGGAGUUUCUCGAUCCCUGCAAGCAGGUCCGAGUGGGUCCGUCUUGCGACACAGUCUCGUCUUAUAGGAAAGUCUCUCCACGACCUUGUGAAGCUUGGUUCUGGUUCCAAAGUAACGAAGAAGCAAUUCGUCUUAUUUCGGGCAGUGUGGCCCCGCCCGGAAAAGUUCUCUCACAUCCUCAAUGACAAGGCCAAGUACCACCUGAAUGAAGUUUGGGACGACGCUGAGCAACUUGUGGCGAAGUCGGUCGAGAUUCAGAACUAUUUCUCAUUGGUCGAAAGUCCAGAUGGACUGGGUGCCCUGGCUGAGGGUCAGCCGGGCUGGCCGGGAUCAUGGGCCUUAGUUUUGAAAUGGCAGAAGAGAUGCCCUCCGAAUGACGAGGCGGUCACAAACGUCGCGCUUAUCACGUUUCUCGAUGCGGUGUCAAAUUUGAUUCCACAAGCAAAUUUUGAAGUCACCAUUGUCCGCGUCGCCUUCGAGGCGACUUUCAAGACGUGUUCGUACAAGGCCUUAACCGACGGGGGCAUCUGGAUCAAGGAUGACAUAGAUGAUGUGCGCGCGAUCGCAGAGGUCAAGAAGGGACCACGGAGGGAUAAUUCAGAUAGGAUUAGAAUGCAGGAGACAGCGGAGAUUGUCGGCUGGCUCAAGUCCGCCAAGCCGUGGAAUAAUGUCUUUGGUGGAUAUAAAAUCCUUUUCGCGCAGGACGGCCACCAGGCUUGGCUUGUAUUUGGAAAGCCGACGACCAGUUACCCGGCAUACCUCGCGGGGGGCACGCAUACACACGAUACGUUCUUAGACAUGACGACCUAUGGUCCUUUCAAAUUGAGUGUGAGAGAACACAUAAAGACUCUGUGUGUUUUGAGCGCCGCAGUAAUGUUGCGGAUCAAAAGAGCCCUGCAGGUGCAAUAA
Messenger RNA from Aspergillus aculeatus ATCC 16872, 960 nucleotides. RefSeq lists its product as uncharacterized. The record is from RefSeq and is a predicted model, not a curated record. The transcript is spliced from 3 exons. Bases 1 to 960 code for a protein of 319 amino acids. NCBI's taxonomy places the organism in Eukaryota, Fungi, Ascomycota, Eurotiomycetes, Eurotiales, Aspergillaceae.